UCUGACUCGGCGCGGGGUCCAGGAUGACGAUCCGGCACCAAGGCCAGCAGUACAGGCCGAGGAUGGCAUUUCUGCAGAAGAUUGAAGCUUUAGUGAAGGAUAUGCAGAACCCGGAGACGGGGGUCAGAAUGCAGAACCAGAAGGUUCUGGUCACCAGUGUCCCUCACGCCAUGACAGGAAGUGAUGUUCUACAGUGGAUCUCCCAGCGGCUUUGGAUCUCCAAUCUGGAGGCACAGAACUUGGGGAACUUUAUUGUCAAGUAUGGCUACAUUUAUCCCCUGCAAGAUCCCAGGAAUCUCGUUCUCAAGCCUGACAACAGCCUCUACCGAUUUCAGACACCAUAUUUCUGGCCCACCCAGCAGUGGCCUGCUGAAGAUACAGACUAUGCCAUCUAUCUGGCCAAGCGAAAUAUAAAAAAGAAAGGGAUUUUAGAAGAAUAUGAAAAGGAAAAUUACAAUUUCUUGAACAAAAAAAUUAACUACAAAUGGGAUUUUGUCAUUAUGCAGGCCAAAGAGCAAUACAGGACUGGAAAGGAAAGGAAUAAAGCAGACAGGUAUGCGCUGGAUUGCCAGGAGAAGGCAUAUUGGCUGGUCCACCGAUGCCCUCCGGGAAUGAACAACGUACUGGACUAUGGCCUGGACCGAGUGACCAAUCCGAAUGAAGUUCAGGUAAACCAGAAACAAACAAUCACUGCUGUCAGAAAAGAGAUCAUGUAUUACCAACAGGCCUUAAUGAGGUCCACGGUGAAGUCUUCUGUGUCCCUUGGAGGGAUUGUCAAAUACAGCGAGCAGUUUUUGUCCAAUGACGCCAUCAUGUCAGGCUGCCUCCCUAGCAAUCCUUGGAUAACAGAUGACACCCAGUUCUGGGACUUAAACGCUAAAUUGGUGGAAGUCCCAACCAAGAUGCGGGUGGAACGAUGGGCUUUCAACUUCAGCGAAUUGAUCCGAGACCCCAAGGGCCGACAGAGCUUUCAGUACUUUCUCAAGAAAGAAUUCAGUGGAGAGAAUCUGGGAUUCUGGGAAGCCUGUGAAGAUCUGAAGUACGGAGAUCAGUCCAAGGUCAAGGAGAAAGCAGAGGAGAUUUACAAGCUCUUCUUGGCCCCAGGGGCGAGACGGUGGAUAAACAUAGAUGGCAAAACCAUGGACAUCACAGUCAAGGGGCUGAGGCAUCCCCACCGCUACGUGCUAGAUGCCGCGCAAACCCACAUCUACAUGCUCAUGAAGAAGGAUUCUUAUGCUCGCUAUUUAAAAUCUCCAAUCUAUAAAGAAAUGCUGGCGAAAGCUAUUGAACCUCAGGGAACCACCAAAAGAAGCUCUGGCCUCCCAUUUAUGCGGCGCCACCUGCGUUCCAGCCCGAGCCCCGUCAUCCUGAGGCAGCUGGAAGAAGAAGCCAAGGCUCGAGAAGCAGCCAACACAGUGGAUAUCACCCAGCCGGGCCAGCACACCGCGCCCAGCCCUCACCUGGCCGUGUACACCGGGACCUGCGUGCCCCCCUCUCCUUCCAGCCCCUUCUCCCCGUCCUGCCGCUCCCCGCGCAGGCCCUUCCCCUCACCCAGCCGCUUCAUCCGCAGGCCCAGCAGCGCCAUCUGCCCCUCGCCCAUCCGGGUGGCCCUGGAGAGCUCGGAGCCCAAGGGGGAGGCCAGUGGGCCGGGGGCCUGCGCGGGGCAGGCCGACGCUGACACCCGGGGGGCCUCGGCUGAGCACCCCUGGCCCCGGCCCCAGCCCAAGGCCCCGGCCAAGGCCCGCGCGGCUCUGACCUUCGGCAGGCUGCUGAGACGGGGCUGCUUAGCUUCCCCCGUCUUUGCCAGGCUCUCGCCCAAGUGCCCCCCGGUGUCCCACGGGAAGGUGCAGCCCCUGGGGGAUGUGGGCCAGCAGCUGCCGCGACAGAAAGCCAGGAGAGUAGCGAACUUUUUUCAGAUCAAAAUGGAUGUGCCUACGCAGAGUGGGACCUGCCUGAUGGACUCAGAGGACACCGGGACAGGAGAAUCGGGUGACCAGGGCAUAGAAAAGGAGGUCAUCUGCCCUGGGAGAGCCUGGAGGAGGGGAAAGCUAGCUGAGCCAGGGGCCGUGGACCAAGAAGACGCUUCCAGCAGACCCCGCCAGAUGGGGCCAUGCGCAUGCUUGUUCUGGAACCAAAGUGCAUUAUGAUCACCUUUGGGGGCCAGAGAGACAAGAUGGGAUGGAUUAUGGGGAAGUGUGU
This is a messenger RNA of Nyctereutes procyonoides (raccoon dog), 2199 nucleotides long. RefSeq names its product regulator of G protein signaling 9 (gene RGS9). The record is from RefSeq and is a predicted model, not a curated record. NCBI's taxonomy places the organism in Eukaryota, Metazoa, Chordata, Mammalia, Carnivora, Canidae. The transcript is spliced from 19 exons. Bases 24 to 2147 code for a protein of 707 amino acids. Gene Ontology annotation, biological process: intracellular signal transduction; G protein-coupled receptor signaling pathway; regulation of G protein-coupled receptor signaling pathway.